This is a messenger RNA of Gopherus flavomarginatus (Mexican gopher tortoise), 2700 nucleotides long. It is a transcript of the gene NT5DC2, whose product is annotated as 5'-nucleotidase domain containing 2. The coding region runs from base 217 to 1995 and encodes 592 amino acids. Gene Ontology annotation, molecular function: 5'-nucleotidase activity. The record is from RefSeq and is a predicted model, not a curated record. NCBI's taxonomy places the organism in Eukaryota, Metazoa, Chordata, Testudines, Testudinidae. The transcript is spliced from 14 exons.
CGCGUGGCCCGCCUCGCUCGGCUGCUCAUUGGCUGGCAGCUCGGAGUUAGCUGCCGCGGUGCCCGAGCAGCAGGCGACUGGCUGGGCGCUCGGUUUGCAGGGUAGCGGGAGCGGUGCAUGGAAGCGCGCGCGCGGGGCUUCAGACCCUUCCCAGAGGGCUGCGGUUCUUCGGGCCCGUCUUAGGUUCCGCGCCUGCCGGGGAGCCGCAGGGAGACCAUGGCCGCUGUCGGCUUCAAGGCUGCGGGCAGCGGCUUGUGGAAGGGCAACGGAGCUGGCUUGCAGCUGGCCGCCGCCGUCUUCUGCCAGAGCUGCAGCUCCGCCGCCAGCAGCGGCCCUGGCGAGGGCAGGCGGGCGGGCUGGGGCCAGCAAAGGGCUCAGCACCAGUCUGCGGGGCAAUUCCCACCCCCGGCAGCCCCAGGCAGAGCCCGGAGAGCCGGGGAGCCCAGCCCGGCCGCAGCCGGCCCCCUGAGCAGCCAGCCCAGCCCUGCUGAGGGCGCCGACACUAAGUCCUACCUAUGGGCCAGAUACCACGAGAUGAAAAAGCUGGUGUAUGAUCUUCUUCCACCAGGAGUCUGCAAUCUCCUUAACCCUGCAGCUAUCUACGCAAAUAAUGAGAUCAGCUUGAGAGAUGUUGAGAUCUAUGGCUUUGAUUAUGAUUAUACAUUAGCACAGUACUCUAAUUUAUUGCACUCUAUGAUAUUCAACACUGCCAGAGACAUACUAAUUGAACAGUACAAGUAUCCAGAAGGACUCAAGAAAUAUGAUUACCUUCCAGGAUUCGCCAUCAGAGGGCUUCACUACGAUGUGCAGAAGAGUCUUCUGAUGAAGAUUGAUGCUUUCCAUUAUGUCCAGUUGGGGACUGCAUAUAGAGGGCUAAAGCCAGUGGCUGAUGAAGAGGUUAUCGAAUUGUAUGGUGGUACCCAGCACAUCCCACUGUACCAGAUGAGUGACUUCUAUGGCAAGGGUCCUUCAAUUAAACAAUUCAUGGACAUCUUCUCCCUUCCUGAAAUGACCCUGCUCUCCUCUGUCAUUGACUAUUUCAUAAAUCAUGGCAUUGAGUUUGACCAGGUUCAUCUUUACAAGGACAUAUCUGAUUCCAUUAAAGAUGUGCAUGUGAAAGGAAUGAUGUACAAAUGGAUUGAGAAGGACAUGGAGAAAUAUAUCCUUCAUGGGGAUGAAACUUAUGCUGUCCUAAACCGACUGGUUAACCUCAACAAGAAACUCUUCCUUAUUACAAACAGCCCCUUCAGCUUUGUAGAUAAAGGAAUGAAACACAUGGUUGGCAAGAAUUGGCGGGAUCUCUUUGACAUGGUCAUUGUGCAAGCUGAUAAACCCACCUUUUUCACUGAUAGACGCAAACCUUUUAGAAAAUUGGAUGACAAAGGCUCACUCCAAUGGGACAAAAUAGACAAACUAGAAAAGGGAAAGAUCUACAAACAGGGAAAUUUGUUUGAUUUUCUAAGGCUAACAGGUUGGCGUGGGUCCAAAGUUCUUUAUUUCGGUGACCAUCUGUACAGCGAUCUUGCAGACUUGAUGCUGCGUCAUGGCUGGAGGACUGGAGCCAUUGUACCAGAACUGGAACCUGAAAUCCGGAUCAUUAAUACAGAGCAGUACAUGCACUCGCUGACUUGGCAACAGGCACUCACAGGGCUGCUGGAGAGAAUGCAGAUGUAUCAAGAUGCAGAAUCAAAGCAGGUGCUGCUGGAAUGGAUGCAAGAGCGUCAGGAAAUUAGGUCCCUUACGAAGAACUUAUUCAAUCCUCAGUUCGGGAGCAUCUUCCGAACCUUCCACAACCCAACCUACUUCUCUCGGAGACUGAUCCGGUUUUCUGAUAUCUACAUGGCAUCCAUCAGCUGCUUGCUGAACUAUGAUGUGAACUUCACCUUUUUCCCCCGGCGCACCCCUCUGCAGCACGAGGCGCCCCUCUGGAUGGAUCAGCUCUGCACGGGUUGUAUGAAGACCCCCUUCCUGGAGGAGAUGGUGCACAUCCGAUGAAGGGGAAGUGUGUGAGCUGAAGUUUACAGUAAUGUAGUGUUAGAAUUGUUUGUACAAAGGGUCAGGCUGUUUGGCCGUGAAUUGCCUAUCGCUAAGGAUGAUUUUAAUGUGGGUGUGGGUUAUGUUUGGUGUUUUGUCCCUGACCAUCACUGAACCUUGCUUUCCAGCACUUCCAAAUAUCUGCCUUGCUAACAAAUUGGUGCUUAAGUUAAGUGGAAGGGAGAUAUGAUUGACUAUUAACUUGCAAAGCAUUCUCAGAGUUAGUUAGGUAGAAGUAAAACAAUCACAGCAAGCUGCAUUUCAUGACCCUCUAAAACUCCAUCUUCAGCCCCUGCCCAAAUUCUGGCCCAAAUCUUCUAAUAUGGGUAGCUGACAUUAGGUAACUGCAGUUAGGCAUCUUAGCAAGAAGUGGCCUGAUUCUCUGAAGUGCUAAGCAAACACACCUCUCUUCUCUCUCAUAAAUUUAAAGGUUUAAAGGCACCUCUGAAAGCUGAUUUUAGGCAACUUAACUUUUGAAUGUUUUGGUCUCUGAAUAUAGAGGCUUUUUUUCUUCACUUGUUAUAGAAACAGUUCAAAAGCUAAGAUCUUGACACACUGCUUAGAAGGUGCAUUUUUGCAGCCUUUGACAUUAAAAUCAUGUAUUUGCCGUGUCUUUGAGGAUUGUUUUGAAAAGCAUGGAAGUUAAAUUAUAAUGGAUUUAAAAUC